Messenger RNA from Gorilla gorilla gorilla (western lowland gorilla), 20700 nucleotides. It is a transcript of the gene TAS2R20, whose product is annotated as taste 2 receptor member 20. The record is from RefSeq and is a predicted model, not a curated record. Gene Ontology annotation, molecular function: G protein-coupled receptor activity; bitter taste receptor activity. The coding region runs from base 19185 to 20114 and encodes 309 amino acids. Lineage: Eukaryota; Metazoa; Chordata; Mammalia; Primates; Hominidae. Gene Ontology annotation, biological process: G protein-coupled receptor signaling pathway; sensory perception of taste. Gene Ontology annotation, cellular component: membrane. The transcript has a single exon.
AAAUUUAUGGAAAUCUGCAUUCAUUUUAUAGUGUAUCUGGUUUUGGUAGAGGCCAGAUAGGUUAAGUGGAUACGGAUAUAAAAAGACUACCAUCCCCUGCAACUUUCAAGUGUUUUGUCAUGGUAGUGAUCAAUUCCAUUCCUUGGAGAAUGUGAUUAUUAUUUUUCAAUCAUUGUUGCCAGUGGAGGAGAAUUUCACAGGCUUCCCCUUGGUUCUGCUCUAAUAAUGUCCCUGACUCUACAGGUCAGGAAGAAAGUGAGAGUCCUGCCAGCUGCCAUGUGUGUCCAUUACACAUUCAAGAAGAGGCAAUAAAGGCAAACUGAUUAGAUCCACCUUGGGAUGGACAUGAGUCAAAACUCUAGGUAGCAUCUGACCUUCAAAACUCCCUCUGCAGGCUGGGUAUGAUGGCUCAUGCCCACAGUCCCCGCACUUUUGGAGGCGGAGGUGGGAAUAUCUCUUGAGGCCCGGAGUUGCAGACCACCUUGGGCUACACAGUGACAGCCUGUCUGUACAAAAACUAAAAAACAGAAAAAACAACAACAAGAAAUUAGUUUGGCAUGGUGGUACUCACCUGUAGUCCCAGUUACCCAGGAAGACGAGACAGGAGACUCCUUUGGACCUAUAACCAAUAUGCGAGUCCGUUGCCGCAUGCAGUGUCCAGUUAACAAAAGUGAGGUCUGGUACAAAAGUAAUGAAUUUAUUCCAAACCUAGCUUGGGGAAGGAGCACAAAGUGUCUUGCCUUUAAGUGUACCACUUCACCUUUGGAGCAGAAAGCAGACACUUUUAUAAGGUAAGGAGGGAUACUGAGCAAGGUUAGAGGGUCCUCAUGCAGGCUUGGUGCCUUAUCUAUCAGGCAAUUGAAUUGGUGCCUUCCUGUGCAGAAGUAAGUUGUAAAAGUGGCCAGGUGGGUAUGCUUUCAAUAUGCCCUUCUGUUGGGUGAAAGUCCUCAGGCAACUCCCAGAGUGGAGCACAGCCUGGAAGUUCCAAGUCCAUUUCCUGGAGGUAAACAUUCCUUGGUGGGUGUGCUUUGGUCUGCAAAUUGACUGUCAAUUCUCAGGAGAGAUCUGUCUUGCUGCACAUAGUUAGAAGAACGUGCCCUGCAGGGAAUGUCUAGUGAGCGGGGGUGAAAGGUUAUAUUUGCAUUUAUGAAGGGCUAAGCAGGAAACAGGGAACAAAAGGAAAGGGGAGAUAAGAGAAAAUAAUAAUAAUAAAAAAGUAACUCAUUCCCUGUUUCUUAGAAAAAAUGGGGCACUCUGUUACAAACCCAGGAAUUCAAGGCUGUAGUGAGUUAUGAUUUGCCACUGUACUACAUACCUCCAAAGUGAAGGAUUGAGACUGUGUAUCUAAAAAACCCAAAUGCAAAUAACACACACACAAAAAGAAAAUUUUAAAAAUCUCCCACUUCAUCUCAUGGACUGCAGUGUCUUUUGAGUACCCAGAUAUUACUGUUAGUUCAGGCUCUGUUGGAGUGGCCAAUAUCUGGUUUACUGGAGGCAAUUUGGUAUGAGUCUGCAGCAACUUCAAGUCUGACCUCCUCAGAAGAAAGAAUUCAACUGAGCGGCAUAAGGCGGAAAAAGAGACUGAGGGAAGUUUCUGAGCAGCAAUGGAAGUUUAUUAAAAAGAUUUAGAGCAGGAAAGAAAGGAAAGUACACUUGGAAGAGACCACAGUGGGCAUUUUGGAGGUCAAGUGCAGUGUUAGACCUUUGACUUGUGGUUUUAUAUGUUGGUAUACUUCUGGGGUCUUGUGUUCCUUUUCCCACGAUUCUUCCCUUAGGGUCUUGUGUUCCUUUUCCCAUGAUUCAGCCCCUUAGGGUGGGCUGCUCACAUGCAUGGUAGCUUGCUAACACUUUAGAGGUGAGCAUGCGCAGUGUGUUUACUGGAGUUGUACACAUGCUUGCCUGAGGCAUUCUUCCCUUUUUUGGUGGAAUGCCCCCAGAAGGUUGUUUUCUACCGUUUUCUCUCUUAACACGCAUGCCUCAGCCUACUCACCCUAUUCCUGAGCUGCCGACUAGCAAUUUUAAGCAUCUUUACUUAUUGUGAAAUUGCCUCUCCCUGGUGCCUGUGAGCAAUUAUCAUUUUUAGAGAGGCAAUGUGACAACUGCCAGGCCAUCACCUGAUGGCCACCUGACAUUCCUGGUGGGUGGUGAGAGCCUUCUUCUGCCCCGCUCAUGCCUGACUAUCUACUGUAAGAGCCCUAUACCUAAAAGUCUCAGAUGGUGUGGAUGUGUGUCCUUUCCUCUGGGUACUGUUACCUGGGAAAUGGCUACAGGUCUUUGAGAAAGCACCGUAUGAAUACGUCCUGAAUAUUCUUGUGGUGAAUUUUCAGCAUCCUUUUCAAGGGGACUUACACUUUCCUUCAAUUAUUGAAUUCUUGUUCUCGGAAUUGGUUCAGUCCUGACAACAGGUUGAGGUUCUUUGAUUUUCCACUUCAAAGGCUGACCUCAGGAAUCAGUUUUUCAGCCUUUGAAGUGAAAAGGCUUGCUCUUGGUUUAUAAGUAUUUAUCAAGGUAUGAAGCCUCUUUAACUAUUGGCUUAUGAACUCAUUCCAAGAAGCUGAUGCUGUCAUCAGUUCAUCGAUUCUGACAUUUGCAAGAUCACCAGAGAGUCUAUGUUCCCAAGGUUAGUCAUCAUGUUGCAUGCUCUAUUAGCCGCAUUGAACUUAGUUUAUUUAGAUUUCAGGAUGCUGCCCUCUCAUGAUUUUAUCCUUGUCCACUGGGCACUACUUCUCAAUCUCCUUUGCUAGUUCUCUUUUGUCUCUAAACUGAAAAUAUCAGACUGCCCAAGGUCUCAAUUCUUCAAUCUCUACAGUGAUGCCUGUUGUGUUGGUGAUCUCAUGUAAUCUCUUUACUGACAAUGUAGCCAAGUGAUUCAACAGACAGGAAUAAGGCUGAUUAUCCAUUUAUAUUAUUUAUUUAUUCACACAUGUUGGCAUAUAGCACAUUAUGUAAAUAUUUUUCCUUCAAAUGUCAAAUGUACAUUUUGAAGUAACAGUACCAGGGUGGGUGCUGUGGCUUAAGCCUGUAAUUGAGCACCUUGGGAGGCUUAGGCAGGCAGAUUUCUUGAGCCCAAUUAUUGGAGACCAACCUGGGAAACAUGGUGAAACCCAGUCUCUAGUAAAAAUACAACAAUUAGCCAGGUAUAGUGGUGUCCACCUGUAGUCCUAGCUACUUGGGAGGCCAAGGUGGGAAACAGAUUGAGGCUGGGAGCUAUAGAUUGCAGUUAGCCAAUCUCAAACCACUGCACCCCAGUUUAGGCUCCAGAGUGAGACCAUGUCUCAAAAAAUAAAAAUCUAGGGAGAAUCAAUAAUAUUUUUGCUUGAAUUUCCACUAAAUGAGAUUGAGGGUAGCCCAGCAUCUAAUUUAGUUUUAUUUAAAAUAGUAAUUUUAAUAUCAAUAGAUUGAUAGGCAGGGGAUUAUUAUUAUUAUAGACAUAAUGAUCUAAGUAGAGAAAUACACAGAUAGAAUUAUGGUUGAUUAACCCACUUGUAUUACUUGCAAUUGUACAGUUAGUAUGUUUUAGUAUCUUAGUUACUAAUCUCACUUUUUACAUUUAGCUCUAUAAUCAAUUAAAUAUGAGUUAUUUUUUGUGUAUGGUGUGAAAUAAGAAUAGAAAUUUAUGCAUGUGGAUAUUCAAUGUUCUCAGUAUCAUUUGUUGAAAAAAUGAUUAAUUCCUAUUGAACUGCAAUGGUACCAUUUUUGAAAUCAAUUACCAUCAAUGUCAGUGUUAAUUUCUGGACUCUCAGUUGUGUUUCAUUGUUCUUUUGUCUACUGUAAUGCCAGUACCACAGAAUCCUGAUUAGUGCAGCUUUGUAGUUAGCUUUUAAACCAGAAAGUGUAAUCCUCCAAAUGUGUUAUUUUAUCAAGAUUUAUUUUGGUGAUCUGGUCACUGGGUAUUUUCAGAUAUAUUUUAGGACUGGUUUUUCACUUUUUGCAAAACAGGCUUGUUGGGAUUUGAUAGGGAUUGCACUGAGUAUAUAAGUUGACCCUUCACCUACAAAGACUCUCCUUGUGCUGGAUUUCAGUUCAGCUGGCCCUCCUUGCUUGUACAACUCUGUGAUGAAUUGAAUAUAUAAUUUUGGACUUUUAUUACUCUUAUCCUAGUUGUUGCAGAAGGAUAUCUUGCCUUUCUGAACCUUCUGUAUUCUGCUCAAAAAUGGAAGUUCUCGGCUAGAUGCAGUUCACACCUGUAUCCAAGCAUUUUGGGAGACCAAGGUGGGAAGAUCGCAUGAGCCCAUGUUUUCAAGACCAUACUGGGCAACAUAGGGAGACCCCAUUUCUACAGAAAAACUGAAAAAUUAGCUGGCUGUGUUGGUGCACACCCAUAGUCACAGCUACUUCAGAAGCUGAGGUGGGAGGAUCUCUUGAGCCCGGGAGUACAAAGCUGAAGUGAACUACCACUGCACUCCAGCCUAGGCGACAGAGCAACAUCCUUUCUCAAAACAAAAAAGGAAAAGUGGAAGUUUUCACUGGUAUCUUUUAAAUAUCAAGUAACACAGAAUCGAAAGAAUAACUAAUAAUCCUCGGUUCCUGCCUGCACUGAACAUGUAAAAUUGAAAGCAGUUAUACAUAUACUAUACUAGCACCUCAUAAGGACUACCCAGAGUAUUAUUAUCAUCUGUGUUUUAUAGAUAAUUAUACUGAGGUAGAGACAAUUUGUAAAAUGGAGUCUCAGAUCAUAGCUAUAUAAAGCAGAAAAUCUGGCUUCCUGUCCUGGCAGACUGACUCCAAGAUCUUCUCUUAGAAACAAUUAUACUAUAACAACUGGAGAGAAAUAAUAUCCAAUAUUGAAGACCGAUUUUUAACAUCUAUUCAUCUUAAACCAUUAAAUAAUAAAAAAUACAUUAGAGAAAAAUAAAAGUGAAAAUUUACAUACAGAGAAGUGUAGGCUCUUCAAUGGAAUACACAUGUUUUUUAAGUGCCCAAGGAAUAUUUACAAAAUUGCUAAAUAUUUUAAUUAAACAAUUCAUAUUUAAAUAUUAACUAGACUCAAAAUGACUUACUCAAAAGCCUAAGCAUGAGACACAAGUUUAUAAAUAUUGAAAAUGGGCUGAAAACAUGAUUGGGAAAUUAGGGCUAUUUCAACUUGGAUGACCUGCCUGAAAUUCAUUUUCCAUUUUGGAAAUUAUAGGACAAUAAUUCCUCCCAUCCAUGAGGAGCACGUAUGUGUGUGGGCACAUAAGUUUGUGUUAAUGAGCUUGUUAAGAAUAAAGUUAUACAAAAGUAUUAGUUAGCAGCAACCAGAUUUUAAGGAAUGUUGGCCUUCCUGGGCUUCCCAAGAAAACCUUGGAGUCUUUUAAUAAGAAAACUUUGGAUUCUGUCUACAUAAAUCUGACAUUGAAAAAAUAAAUUCACAGUGGUCAUGAUUCUGGUUAUGACCAAGUUCCAUAUGACAGUUUAGACAUCCAAUGUAGGAAUUACGUGUUGGGUUUUAAAAUUUCCAUAACAACUGACAUUGCUGAACACAAAUUAUGGAGAGGUUAAACAAGGAAAAAUAUUGCAAAACAAUGAAGGAGAAUAUGUCUGUAUUUGCAUUCUAGCAAAUGAGAAUUCACCUUUCACUUCAACAACAGCAUGAAAAAUUUCAUCUUAUAGCCAGGACAUAGUGUUUGAAUAGAAAUUUAAUUGAGCUGUUUUGGGAAUUAUUGUGUUCUCCAUAAAGACAGCCUCAAACUCAUCCAUUAGCACACCCUGGUGCUUUCCUGUUUGACACUGGUCAGGGAAUGUAAAAGGAAAAAGAACAUUACUGCACAUUCAGAAAUCAGGUGCACAUAGAAUUUAAGGUCAGGACCUUACAGAGAAUCUUGUCCAGUGAUAUUAGGCCUGCCUUAAAAAAAUUCAGACAUGGUAUGUUUAUUACCAAUCUUUUUUUGUGCAGUAAUGGUGGAAUUUAUUUUUUCCUGUGGACACCUACGUUAAACUUAUAGACUACUUUUACAUUUUAACAUUUUUUUCCUUUGAGUUCUUUUAGGAGUUGUUAAACAAUCCUGAAAUUUCCCUUACAAUAUGCUACAAACUAAUCAUAAUUUCUCAAAUUCAUUUGACAUAAUGAUUGAUUAAAGAAAUAUGUGUAGUAUAAUUACACCUGCUCAUAACAAGAGUAUUUGAAACUUCAAGAAAAAAUAGAGAAAUUAAUAAAUAUGAAUAAAUAUAUGGAAUAUAUAAUUCAUUCUUAAUAAAUGUGCAUGAAAUCAUAGUCAUGUAAUUAAAAAGCAACAUAAUUUUUUGAACUAAAAAUACAUUCUGAAUUAUAAUAGAAAAAUGUUUCUAAAAUGUUAACUUUAAUAAUAGUGUAUGUAAAUAUCAGUGUAAAAUUUAAUCUGAUGUUACUAAUUUUGGAAAGGAUAUGACACAAUAGAAAUUUUCAUACACUACUCUUAGGAUUAUAAAGUACAAUUACUUUGGCUGAAUAUGGCAUUACCUGAUUAAGGUGAAGUAUUUUUUAUUGUACCACAUUUUAGAAUGUGGUAAAAUAAAACAAUAUCAAGUAAAUCAUUGGGAAUGUGUUGGUUUUAAGUUAUUCUUGAUGAAAUAUUACCUGAGGGUGUUUGUCUAGGCCUGAUACUGAGAAUAAUAUAAGAAUUAUAAGGCCAUGAAGAAAAAUUAAAAUAGUGUUCUCCCAUCGCCCUGAAUUCCAGCACUUAGGAAACAUGAUUGAAGUCACAUUUACAGAAUAAAAUAGUCCCUUUUAGCUGACAUCAACAUCAUCAUCAAUCAUCUACACCUAUCUCAUUAAAUGAUUUAUUUUUCAUUGUACAUGAUUUUGAUAAUGUCUAAGACAUUUUUAAAAGAUUAUCAUUUUGGGAAAUUUGCAUUAGUAAAAGCAAAGUUCAAGUCAAGCUGAAUACAUUUAGAUUUAGAAAUUAAGUGAAGUUUAGUUUAAAAUGCAUUGCUUAAGCAAGUAAUUGUAGAUGACCUUAAACUAAUCCAUUGAAGGCUAUAAGAAAGAGUUUGAUUUUAGUGUAAAUAAAAUUCCUUAAUUAGAAAGGCAAUUAAACUGUUUCAUGAUCAAGCUCUUAUUCCUAAAGAGAGGAUUUUAGAUUAAAUAAAUCAAACAGAAGGAAGCCCUCACAUCUUCUCUAUCUCGCUUGGGUAAUGAUGGAGUUCAAAGUCACAGAGCCCCAUUUCUACAACAUAAACAAAGUAAAAAUUAGUUCAUAAAAUAGAAUGAUGUAGUUGUGGUUUAGGGACUAUUUUUUAUUUAUUGGAAUUGCAUUUUGAGAUCCAAAGCUGCUUAUUGAAUUUCCAUAUGAGGAGAGUUUGUGUGAGGACCCAGCAACAGACAAGCUGUUUUCCAGAAAAAGCUACUCACAUCAAAUUAAUAUCCGGUUUCUUUAAAAUUGCAGGAACAUGGCUAGACCAAGCUUUUAUUCUAUUAUCUGACCAGAGUUGGGAAUAGAAGAAAAUUGUUACUAUUUUCAUGGCUAGAGUACUAACAACUCCAGAAAAAUACAAGGCUGGAGGGUAAGAGACAUUGACGCUAUGGUCAGAAUAUCUAACAUACUUCUGGAGUUCUGGAGGAUUAGAGAUGAGAAAUGGGGCAAAAGCAAUGUUUGGGAAAUUUUUCCAAAAAUGAUGAAAUGUAUAUAUUUCCAUCUCUAUAUAUUUAGGGGCCAUCAAAUUUUGGACAAGAUAACUAAAAAAUUUAAAAUAAAAUGACACAGGACAUCAAAGACCAAUAGAAAAUCUGAAAAGUAGCUAGAGGUGAAAGGUAGAUUAUGUUAAAAAGAGCCACAUUCUAAAUAACAAACUGAUUUUCAACAGAAAAUAUGAAAGCGGGAAUUCAAUGGAAUCAUAUCUUCAGUGUGUUUCCAAGGAACAGUAGACUUUCACAGACAGAAAUUAAAAAUGAUAUUUUUUCAGAUAAAAUAUAAACUACCAAAAAUACAAAAUUGAGCAUGCAAGAAGGAAUAAAAAUUAAUGAAAAUGAUAAAUAUGUGCAUAAUUAUAAAUGAAUGUUUACUAUCUAAAAUAAUAGUAUCUUGUUGGACUAAAUGUGUAAUUGAUAAAGAUAUAUGCAAAUAGUAAUAAAGAGACUGGAGUUACAGAAAUAAAUUUAGUUAAAGUAUUUUUUGGACUUUUCUAUGUCUGUGGGCAGAAUUUGCACAUCUUAAUCCAGGACCCUAUAACUCUACACCUAGGCAUAUAUGCAAAGGAAUUGUAGCAAAUGUAUAUGAAAGAAUGCUCAUAGUAGCAUUAUUCAUAAUAGUUCAUAAAAGAAGCUGUCUAAAUAUAUAUCAACUAAGGAUAGAUAAUUAUAGUAAAUUCAUAAAAUUAAACAAUAUAGAGAAAUGAAAAGAAAUAAAUCACAUGUACAUGCAUCUGUCUGAUUAAAUUUCAGAUUCAUAAUGUUAAGUCCAGGAAGCCAUGAAUAAGAACAUAUAGGAUUGCACCUAUACACAGUUCAAAGCAGGCCAAACCAAGCUAUUGAGUUUAGGGUUGCAUACCUUGUUGAUAAAGUAUAAAGAAAAUCAAGGAAAUGAGCAUCACAAAUUAUGGAUAUUGCUUACCUCAGGAGAUAUGAAAAAAGGUAUAGAGGCUUGGAAAGUGUCAUGGAGGUGGAACUAGGCUGUUGGCAGUGUUCCUUGUCUUGCCCUACAUGAUGGUUACUCGACUGUUUAUGAUACAUUGCUCUAUUUCCCAGUUUUCCAGUUUUGUUUUGGCACAUUUCUAUGUAUGCAUUAUAAUUUUAAUAUAAAAAUUUUGAAUUAGGAGAAAUAUCUCAUAGAAAUUAUUAAUCUUCUCAUUACGUACUAAGGGGAAAAUAAACUAUUUAUAUGCAUUCUUAUACAACUCUAGAGAGUUGAAGUAGAAACUUUCUUAUUUUAGUUACAACUUGUAGAAAUUUGACAUCAUGUCACCUGCCAACCCCGUAUUUUUCCGUAGCUUUAUUUCAGUUUUUUUCUUUCAGCUUUAAUUAUGCACCUCACAUGACAAAACUUUGAUAUUCCUCAUCUAUUUUUCCCUUGGCUUCGGGAUUCUUGACACAACAAGGGUGGACAUAUUUCCCACUCUCUUGGCUUAGCAAAGUAUUUCUAUCAGUUAGCAUCAUUUUAAAAAGAAACUUCUCCAAAACUACAUUAGAUAUUUAUAUCUCACAUGUCUUUAGAUUCCAUUUUCCUAAGCUGGGUUUGGGUGGAUCACUCUGGUAAUUUGAGAUGGGCCAUGUUCUGCAUCUUGAAGUUAGAGUUUGGCCAAUUUAGGCUAGAUCUGGAGGGGGUGAUCUCAUUCUCAUUCUGCUUCUAGGAAUGGUGUACUAGUGUGGGGAUGUGCUUGUGGUAAAUGGAGAAGAGCAAGAAACUCCAAUGUGGAAGCCAUCUCAAAGAUAUAUACAAAGUUUACUAAUUUCCAGUUCAUCAAAGCAAAUUACAUGAGUGAGCUCAGAUUCCAAGGUCAAGGUAGUCACCCUGCCUAUGGCAGGAGGACACUGCAAGAUAAUAUAUCAAAGGAUGAGGGAGUCAAGAGUAUUUACAAAACAGCUGAAUAGUUUAAUUAAAUAAUUAAUAUUUAAACGUUAAAUAGACUUGAGAGUAAUUUUACCAAAGGCCUAAGCAUGAGAAAUAUGUUUGAUAAAUAUUAUUCUGGUCUGAAAACCCUGAGUGGGAAAACAGAACUAAUUCCAUCUGGAUGACCUUCUGGAAACUCAUUUUUUCAUUUUUUUAAAUUAAAAGAAAAUAAUUCCUUCCAACCCCAAUGGGUUUAAGUGUGUGUUUUUGUGUUUAUGAGCUUGUUAGCAAUAAAGUCAUAUAAAACUAUUGGUUAGCAGCAACCUGAUUUUAAGGCAUAUUGGCCUUCUUGUGGUUCCCAAGAAAACCUUGGAUGAUUUUGAUAAAAGGUUUGGGUUCUGUAUAUUUAAAUCUAGCAUUAAAAGAUAAAUCCAUAUUUAUACGAUCCUAGGUAUGACCAAGCUCUUUUAACAAUUUAGACAUUUACUGUAUGACAUAUGUAUUGGGUUUUAAAAUUUCCCUAUGAAACAACUGAAAAUGCUGAAUACAAAUUAUGGAGAGGUUAAACAAGGAAAAACAUUGCAAAACAAUGAAAAAGAAUAUGUCUUUUUUUGCAUACUAGCAAACGGGAAUUCACCUUUCACUUCAACAUCAGUUUAAAAAAUUUCAGCGUAUAGCAAGAACAGACAGUAGAAUAGGAUUCAAUUUCAGCUAUUUUGGGAAUAAGAAAAUUUUCCAUAAAAGCAGCAUUGAACUCAUCCAUUAGCAUAUGCUGGUGCUUUUCUGUUGACAUUAGUCAAAUAAUUUAGAAGCACAAAGAAUAUUAUUACACAUUUAGGAAUGAAGUGUAUAUCAAAUUUAAGGUCUAGAUAUUAAAGGAAUCACAAUCUGUGUUAUUAGGCCUGCAUUUUUCCUUUCUUUUUGUCUCUUCAGACAUGUUAAAAUUUCUACUUAUCAUUUUGUCAACUCUGUGUGUUUGCAUUCGUUCUUGGAAAUUUGUCUCCACAAAAAUGUUAAAAUUAGCAGGCUUGGUGGUGCAUGCCUGUAGUUCCAGUUACUUGGCAAGCUGAGGCAGGAAGGCAAGAGUAUCACUUGUGUCCAGGAGUUCAAGACUACAGCGAGGUAUGAUUGUGCCACUGCACUCCAGCUUGGGUGAGAGAGCAAGAGCCUGUCUCAGAAAAAAAAAAAAAAAAAAAAAGGAAAAGGAGAAAAGAAAUGGAAGUUUUCACUGGCCUAAAUAUCUAGUAACACAGGAUCAAAUCAGUAACUAACCAUCUUUGUUUUUUCCUGUCCCAGACAGGUAAAAUGGAAAGCAGUUAUACAAAUGCUAUACUAACUCCUCACAAAGACUACCCAAAGAUAAUAUUAUUAUCAUCUGCGUUUUUUGGUGAUCAUACUGAGGCAGAGAGCAGUUGUAAAAUGGAGUCUCAGAAUCGUCGCUAUAUGAAGCAGAAAAACUGGUUUCCUCUCUUGGCAGUGUGACUCCAAGAUCUCUUAGAAACAAUUAUACUGUAAAAACCUGAAAAAGAAGUAAAAAACAAGAUUGGAGACUAAUACUAACAUCUAUUCUUCAUAAUAGCAUAAUAAAAAAUAAAUUAAACAGAGAAAAUUAAAAGUGAAUAUUCAUCCCAAGGGAAGUCUAGAGUCUUCAAUGGAAAAUACAUAUUUUUUAAUAAGUGCCCAAGGAAUAUUUUAAAAAUUGCUGAAUAUUUUAAUUAAACAAUUCAUAUUUAAAUAUUAGCUAGAUUCGAGAGAAUAACUUAUUCAAAAGCUUAAGCACGAGAGAUAAGUUUAUAAAUAUUGAAAAUUGACUGAAAAAGGUGAGAGGGAAAAUAGGGCUAUUUCAACCUGGAUGACUUGCCUGAAAUUGAUUUUCCAUUUUGGAAAUUACAGGACAAUAAUUCCUCCCAUCCAUGAGGGGCGUGUAUGCAUGUGUGUGUUUGUGUUAAUGAGCUUGUUAACAAUAGACUUAUACAAACAUAUUAGCAGCAAGCAGAUUUUAAAGAGUAUUGGCCUUUUUGCACUUCCCAAGAAAACCCUGGAUUCUUUUGAUAAGAAAACUUUGGAUUCUCUUUACAUAAAUCUGACAUUUAAAAAAUCAAUCCACAGUGGUCAUGAUUCUAGUUACAACAAAGUUCCUUUUAACAAUUUAGAUAUCCAACGUAGGAACUAUGUGUUGCUUUUUAAAAUUUCCCUAACAACUGACAUUGCUGAACACAAAUUAUGGAGAGGUUAAACAAGGAAAAGUACUGCAAAACAAGGAAACAGAAUAUGUCUUUAUUUGCAUGCUAGCAAAUGAGAACUCAUUUUUCACUUCAACAUCAGUAUGAAAAAUUUCAUCUUAUAGCCAGGACAUAGUGUUUGAAUAGAAGUUAAUUUGAACCGUUUUAGAAAUUAUCAUGUUUUCCUUCCCUGGUGCUUUCCUGUUUGACACUGGUCAGAGAAUUUAAAAAGAACAAGAGCGUUAAUGCACAUUCAGAAAUCAGGUGCACAUAGAAUUUAAGGUCAGGACCUUAAAGGGAAUCUUAUCCAAUGAUAUUAGGCCUGCCUUAAAAAGAAUUCAGACAUGAUAUGUUGAUACCAAUCAUGUUUUCCACACUGGUAAUGGUAGAAUUUGUGUUUUACCAUGGACAGCUAUUAUUAAACUUAUAGACUAUUUUUAUAUUUUAAUAUUUUUUCUUUGUUUCCUUUUAGGAGUUGUUAAACAAUCCUGAAAUUUCCCCUACAAUAUGCCAUGAACUAAUCAUAUUUUCUCAAAGUCAUUUGACGUAAUGAUUGAUUAAAGGAAAUAUCUCCAGUAUAAUUACACUUGUUCAUAACAAAAAAGUAUUUGAAACUUCAAGAAAAAAUUAGAAAAAUUAAUAAUGAAAUAUGAACAAAUAAAUGUAUGAAAUAUAUAAUUAAUCCCUAAUAAAUGUGCAUGAAAUUAUAGUCAUAGAAUUAAUAGUGAUGUAAUUUUUCAACUAAAGAUGCAUUCUGAAUUAUAAUAGAAAAAGUUUUGUAAAAUGUUAAGUUUAAUAAUAUUUUAUUUAUUUUUGGGACAGUCUCACUUUGUGGUCCAGGUUGGAGUGCAGUGGUGUGAUCUCAGCUCACCGCAACCUCCGCCUCCGGGUUCACUCAAUUCUCCUGCCUCAGCCUCCUGAAUAGCUGGGAUUACAGGUGUGCAUCACCACACCAGGCUAAUUUUUGUUUUUUUAGUAUUUUUUGUAUUUUAGUAUUUUUUCACCAUCUUGGCCAGGCUGGCCUUGAACUCCAUACCUGAGGUUAUUCACCCACCUUGGCUUCCCAAAGUGCUGGGAUUACAGGCGUGAGCCACCGUGCCUGGCCAAGUUUAAUUAUAUUUUAUAUAAAUAUGAAAGUGCAAAAAUUAUCCUACUAAUUUUGGAGAGCAUAUGAAGCAGUGGGAAUUUUCAUACACUGCUCCUAGGAUUAUAAAUCAGUGCAAUUACUUUGUCUGAGUGUGACAUUAUUUGAAUAAGAUGAAGGAUCACAUCCUAAGACCCAGGAUUUGCACUCAUAUCAGAAUACAUAUACAAGUAUAUAUCGCUGAGUUUUAAUAGCUAAAGUUGAGAAGUCUCCCAAAUGACCAUCAGUAAUAAAAUGGAUAAAUAAGUUAUGACAUACUUACAGAAUGCUAUACAGCAAUCAAAAUGAACAAACUAGAGGGACAUGUUUACAAAGAAUAUAUAUGAAAAGGAAAGUGAAUAAAUUUGAUUUACAUGGAUAGCAUAGUAAUAUAUACAGAUAUAAUAGUAAUUAUUAACAUCAAAAACAUUCAAUAUAAUCACAUUUAUAUGAAAUUUGCAAGAAUAUUUUUGUAUUUUUGCAAAUAAGUUCUUAUAAUUGCUUGUAAAAGAAAUUAUACAUUCUUAUAAUUGCUUAUAAAAGAAAUUAUAAAUUCUUAUAGUUCCUUAUAAAAGAAAUUAUAAAUUCUUAUAACUCCUUACCAAAGAAAUUAUAACAUUUUAUAAAAGAAAUUAUAACUUCUUAUAAAAGGAAUUUUAAAUUAUUUUAAGUUUUUAUAAUUCUUAUAAUUUGAAAUAAAUUCUUAUAAUUUAUUACAUUGGUGGCAAAACUGUAAAGCGAAACAUAUAAGUGAUUAUCAUAACUGGGAUACUUGGGAGGGAGGAAACAAAAGGGAAAUCAUAUCAACAAGAAAGCAUAUAUGGGGAAUGUCUUCAUUGCUGGCAAAUUCUACUUUUUGACAAAAGUGUGGAAUAUGAGUGUUAAUGUUACAUUCUUUUUUCCUUUUACUGUGCAUUUAGGUUUUAUUGCUUUCCCUACAUAUGUUAGGUUCCCGAAUAAUGAAAAUAUUUUAAAAGCAGAAAUAUUAAGUAAAUUAAUGAAUAUAAAACUAGGCUGAAACAAUAUAUUCUUACAUGUAGCAUUGUAAUUAGAGUUUUGCUGAAUAAAGAAGAAUACAGCAUUAUAGUAGUAAGAAAUAGGGAUAAAAUUUUGUACUUUUAAAAAUCAAUUUAAAAAAGAAAGAUACAAGCAGGAAGUGUACAUCCACAUUCUUAUGCUAAUCUUAAUUUGAAACAAUAGAUUUUGAACAACUAUAUUGCAAUAGACUUUUUUCUUUUUUCCAAUUUAAUUAUUCAUGAUACACAUUUCAAAUUGGCCGCAAUUAGGGAAUUUUUCAUAAGGUACAAAUAUUAAAGUAUGUAGGACUAUAGAUAUUAACUGUAUAGGACAAUUUUUGCUACAUUUAUCCCUAAAAGAAAUAAUUAUACUCAUGUUGUUCCCAUUCAAAGAUCACAAUACUAUGCAUGUGCACAGCAUAUGUGUUGGGGAAAAUAUUUUGUUACCAUAAAUUUUUCAACUGUAUUAGAGAAGAAAACAUAGAACGAUAACUGUUAAGCUAUAAAACAUAUUUAGUGUAAUCUUUGAGUGUGCUUGUGUAUAUGUAGUAUUACUUUGACUGCUAUAGUAAAAUAACCCAGAUUUAGUGACAGUAGCUGAGAUUGUAAAUAAGUAGUUGAGAGAAUUUUGCCUGCUAAUGAUACUAUUAAAAGAUAAAAUACAGUUUGUAUGCUAUAUAAUUGUAUAGAGGAUUUGUAUAUAUGAAGUUCAUAUGAAAGUACAGUGAAAAUUAAACAGCCCAAAGGAGAAUACUCUUUAUUGUAGGGCACUUUUGUCAUGAUUUUCAGAAUGUGGUAAAAGAAAAAAAAAUAGCCAGUAAAUCAUUGGAAAUACAUUGGUUUUAACUUAUUCUUAAUGAAAUACUGUCUGAGGAUCUUUGUCUGUGCCUGAUGCUGAGAAUAAUAUAAGAAACAAGUUCAUGAGCCCAUCACCCUGAAACGUAGCACUUAGAAAACACAAUUGAAGUCACAUUUAUAGAAGAGCAUGGCCCCUUUUAACUGACAUUAUCAUCAUCACCAGUCAUCAUCUAUAUCUAUCUCAUUAAAUGAUUUAUUUUUGAAAUGUUUACAUACAUAAUUUGGAUAAUGUCUAAUAAAUGUUUAAAAGAUUAUUAUUAUGGGAAAGUUACAUUAGAAAACGGAAAAUUUCAAGUUGAACCAAAUAUAUUUAGAUUUAGAAAUUAAAUAUAGUUUAGUUUAAAAUACAUUGCUUAAGCAAAUCAUUAUAGAUAACCUUAAACUGAUCUUAGGACCACUAUAGGAAAGGUUUAGUUGCAGUGUUAAUAAAAUUCCUUAAUUAGAAAGAUAAAUAAGCCAUUUCAUGAUCAAGCUCUUACUUCUAAAGUGAAGAUUUUAUUUUAUUUGUUUUUUAACCUUUCCACAUUUUAUUGACAAAGAAUUAAUAGUAUAAAUUACGUUUAUAUUGCAAAGUUUAUUUAUGGAAAUUUGAUACGUGUACUUCUACUCCUUUUUACACCUUACAUGAAUAUUUAAAUAAUUGAUUUAUAACACUCCCUGAUGCCAGGUAAAGCAAAGACUAAUCGCAGUUCAGAAACUCACAUGUACAACAAAUUUAACUUUCUGGAUAUUUUUAAAACUCAGCUUAAUUUCCCUAGGUGCUCCAUUAACCCGAUGGCAGAAAGUAAAUCUCAGGCAACUCUGGGUUCUCCCACAAGCACACUUUGCUUCAGAGUUGUGCUGAAGUUUUGAGGAGGAUGGGAGGAGGCAAGGAGGUGUCCAGACCUUUGUGCAUCUAUCCCCUGGCAUUCUCCCAUCCUGCCCCAAGUCAUCAGCCCACACAGGUUGCUGGCACGUCUAAAGUGAGAAUUUUAGGAUUAAAUAAAUCAAAUAGAAGUAAGCCCUCACAUCUUCUAUAUCUCACCUGAUAGUGAAGAAGUUUGAAGGUACAGAGCUCCACUUCUGCUAAUAAAAAAAGAGUAAAAUUUAAUUUGUAAAAUAGAAUGGUGUAGCUAGGGUUGAGGUGCUAUAAUUUAUUUAUUGGAAUGGCAUCUUGAGAUCCAGCACAGCUCAUUGAAUUUCCCUGUGGGGAGAGUUUGUGGUGAAGACUCAUCAACAGACAAGCUGCUAUCCCCCCCCCAAAAAAAAAGCUACUAACAUCACAUCAAUUUCCAGGUUCUUCCAACUUGCGGAAGGAUGUGUAGACCAAGCUUUUAUUCUAUUUUGUGACCAAAGUCUUGGAAAAAGAAGAAAAUUGUUAGCAUUUUCAUGUCAAGAAUACGAAAAACAAAAAAAGCCAACCAACUGAACAAAGAACCCAACUUUUUUUAAAAAACUUGGUGGUAAGAGUACUUUGUUCUGCUUCUCCAUAGAUAAUGAUUUAUAGAAGGAGAACAAAAUAUUAUUUCUGCUACUAAAACAAUAAUAGCAAAAAAUAAAUAAUCAAUAUUGAGAAUCCAAUAGACAGAGUUAACAACCAGUUAGACAUAGGAGAAGAGAGAAUUAGUGAAUUGGAAGACAACUAUAAAGAAAGAAGCCUAAAAAGACCACAAGACAAAGAAUGCAAAUCUGAGAGGAUAAGAGGCAUUGAUGCUACAAUCAGAGCAUCUAACAUACUUCUGGAUUUCUGGAAGAUUAAAAGGGAUAAAAUAGGGCAGAAUCAAUGUUGUGGAGAUUUUCCCAAAAGUGAUAAAAUGUAUUAAUCUAUAUAUUUUUAGUAACCAUCAAAGGUCAGACAAGAUAACUAAAAACAAAUUAACACAAAAUGUCACAAGACAUCAAAGACCAGUAGAAAAUCUGAAAAGUAGCCAGAGGAAAAGAUAGAUUAUUUUAAAACGAACAACUUUCUAAAUGACAACCUGAUUUUCAACAGAAAAAUGGAAAGUAGAAUUCAAUGGAAUCAUGUCUUUAGUGUGUUUCAAAAGAAUAGAGGACCUUCAUAAACAGAAAUCCAAAUGAUAUUUUUCAGAUAAAAAAUAUUGAAAAUACAAGGUUAAGCAUGCAAGAAGGAAUAAAAAUUAACAGAAAUGAUAAAUGUGUGCAUAAUUCUAAAUGAAUGUUGACUGAAUAAAAUAAUAGCAUCUUGUUGAGUUAAAUAUAUUAUUGAUAAGAUAUAUGCAAAUAGCGAUAAAGAGACUGGAGGUAAAGGUGACAGGAACAAAUUUAGAUAAAUUAUUUUUUGCACUUUUCUAUGUCUGUGAGGAUAAUUUGAACACCACAUUUAAUGACCCCAUAAUAGGAAUUGCAUCAAAUGAUAUGUGAAAUAAUGCUCAUAGUAGUGUUAUUCAUAAUAGCUCAAAAAUAGACUGCCCAAAUAUAUAUUAACUAAGGAUGAUUGAAUGAUAUGAAAGAUUACAGUAAAUCCAUACAGUGGAACAGUAUAUAGAGGUGAAAAGAAAUGAAUCACAUGUACAUGCAACUAUGUGACUAAAUUUCAGAAACAUGAUAUCUAGUGCAAGAAGCCAUGAACAAGAAGAACACACAGGACUGCACCUAUACACAGUUCAAAGCAGGACAGACCAAGCUGUGGUGUUUAGGGUUGUGAACCUAGUUGGUAAAGUAUAAAGAAAUUCAAGCAAAUGAUCAUCAUAGAUUAUGAAUACUGCUUAUCUCAGGAGAUGUGAAUAAAGGUUUAGGGGCUUGGAAAGUGGCCUGGAAGUGGACCUAGUCUGUUUACAGUGUUCCAUGUCUUAUCCUGCAUGAUGGUUACAUAAGUGUUUAUGAUACAUUGCUCUUUCCUAUUUUUGUUUUGGCCCAUUUCUAAGUGUGCAUUAUAAUUUUAUUUAAAAAAUUACAAAUUAGGAGAAAUGUCACAUAAAAAUUAUUAAUUGCUCUGCUCAUUAUAUACCUAGGGGGAAAAUCCACCAUUUACAUACAUUCUUAUACAACUCAAGAGCUAAAGUGAAUUCUUAUUUUAGUUGCAAAAUGGAGAAAUUUGAGAUGCUGUUACCUACAGCCCCCAGAUCUUUCCAAAAGUUUUCUUCUAGUUUUAGAUAUUCACCUCAUAUUACAAAAACUUUGAUAUUUCCAACCUAUUUUUCCUUUGGCUCCUGAAUUUCUGACACAACAAGGGUGCACAUAUUUCUCAAACUCUUGGAUUAGCAGAGUACCUAUAUCACUUAGCUUUUUCUGCAAAAGAAACUUCUCCAAAACCACAUUAGAUAUUUAUAUCUCACAUGUUUUUGGAUUCUCUUUUCUUAAGCUGGGAUUUGGUGGAUGGCUCUGGUGAUUUGAGAUGGUCCAAGUUUUGCCUCUUGGAUCUAGUUAGAGUUUGGCUGAUUUAAGGCUGGAUCAGGCAGGGGCCAUAUGAUUCCAUGAGUUACUCAUUCUCAUUCUGGGAACAGUGUGUUAGUGUGGACAUGUUCUCAUGAUAAACGGAAAAGAACAAGAAAGCCUAAUGUGGAGGUCAUCUCAAAUUUCAGUGUAAAGUGUAGUAAUUUUCUGUUCAUCAAAGCAAAUUACAUGAUCGAACUCAGAGCCCUAGUGCAAGGUUGUCACUAUGCCUGUGGUUGGAGGACACUGCAAAAUUAUGUGACAAAGGUCUGGUACUCAGGAAUAUUUACAAGCUUGCAGGUAGCAUUACCAAAAGCCUAAGCGUGAGAGAUAUGUUUCAUGAAUAUUAUUCAUUGGCUGAAAAUCUGGCAUGGGAAAAAUAGGACUAAUUCCACCAGGACGAGCUCCUGGAAACUCAUUUUCCAUGUCAUAAGUUACAAGAAAGCAAUUCCUUUCAUCCUUGAAGAGUGAAAGUGUGUGUGUGUCUGUGUGUGUGUUUAAGAGCUUGUUAAUAGUGAUGCCAUAUAGAAGUAUUGGUUAACAGCAACCAAAUUAUAAGGAGUAUUGGCUUUCCUGUGGUUUCCAAGAAAAUCUUGGGUGAUUUUGAUAAAAAGUUUAGAUUCUGUGUAUUUAAAUCUGGCUUUAAAAAUAAAUCCAUAGUGAUUUUGAUCCUAGAUUUCACCAGGCUCUUUUAACAAUAUAUUUGUUGUGUCAUCUAUGUACUGGGUAUUAAAAUUUCCCUAACAACUGAAGGGCUGAACACAAAUUAUGGAAAGGUGAAACAAGGAAAAAAUUGCAAAGCAAUGAAAGAGGAUAUGUCUUUAUUUGAAUGCUAGCAAAUGAGAAUUCAGCUUUCCCUUCAACAUCAGUAUGAAAAAUUUCAGCCUAUAGCAAGAACAGAGACUGUAUGAAUAAGAAUUAAUUUGAGUUGUUUUGGUACUAACAGUAUUUCCCAUAAAGGCAGCAUUGAACUCAUUCAUUAGUUUAAGCUGGUGCUUUUCUGUUGACCUUGUUCACAGAAUUUAAAAGUAUAAAGAAUGUUAUUGAACAUUCAGGAAUCAAGUGCAUAUUUAAUUUAAAGUCUGAAUAUCAGAGGAGUCACCAUCAGUGACAUUAGGCCUGAAUUUUUUACUUGCUUUUUUGUUUAGACAUGAUGAGUUUUCUACACAUUGUUUUUUCCAUUCUAGUAGUGGUUGCAUUUAUUCUUGGAAAUUUUGCCAAUGGCUUUAUAGCACUGAUAAAUUUCAUUGCCUGGGUCAAGAGACAAAAGAUCUCCUCAGCUGAUCAAAUUAUUGCUGCUCUGGCGGUCUCCAGAGUUGGUUUGCUCUGGGUAAUAUUAUUACAUUGGUAUUCAACUGUGUUGAAUCCAACUUCAUCUAAUUUAAAAGUAACAAUUUUUAUUUCUAAUGCCUGGGCAGUAACCAAUCAUUUCAGCAUCUGGCUUGCUACUAGCCUCAGCAUAUUUUAUUUGCUCAAGAUCGUCAAUUUCUCCAGACUUAUUUUUCAUCACUUAAAAAGGAAGGCUAAGAGUGUAGUUCUGGUGAUAGUGUUGGGGUCUUUGUUCUUUUUGGUUUGUCACCUUGUGAUGAAAAACACGUAUAUAAAUGUGUGGACAGAAGAAUAUGAAGGAAACGUAACUUGGAAGAUCAAAUUGAGGAAUGCAAUGCACCUUUCCAACUUGACUGUAGCCAUGCUAGCAAACUUGAUACCAUUCACUCUGACCCUGAUAUCUUUUCUGCUGUUAAUCUACUCUCUGUGUAAACAUCUGAAGAAGAUGCAGCUCCAUGGCAAAGGAUCUCAAGAUCCCAGCACCAAGAUCCACAUAAAAGCUCUGCAAACUGUGACCUCCUUCCUCAUAUUACUUGCCAUUUACUUUCUGUGUCUAAUCACAUCGUUUUGGAAUUCUAAGAUGAGACCAAAAGAAAUUGUCUUAAUGCUUUGCCAAGCUUUUGGAAUCAUAUAUCCAUCAUUCCACUCAUUCAUUCUGAUUUGGGGGAACAAGACGCUAAAGCAGACCUUUCUUUCAGUUUUGUGGCGGGUGGCUUGCUGGGCGAAAGGACAGAACCAGUCAACUCCAUAGAUUCACAAGAGGUGCAUUGUGUGUUUUCUAGAAGAAAACAAAUUGAUGGUGUCUGGAACAUUUUAUAUUUCCCACAAGUUUUUCCGUAGUCUAUGUAUUUGAGUAAUUUCCAAAAGUUGACAUAGAAAAGUCUUUUACCUAAGUUUAUUAUAUAAAAGUAUAUAUAUAUAAUAUAUAUUUGCGUGUGUGUAUGUCUGAAUGUAUAUGAAAAUUUAAUAUUUACCAUAACAUACCUUUAAUCAACUUUUCAUAUAAACUGUUCAGUUAUACCAAAGUAGGAUAAGAAAUUUCUCAGAAUUAUGAACCCAUGUGUAUUUCACACAUAUAUUUUAUUAUAUGAUAUUUCAUUUGAGGAAUUUAUGAUCUCUAUUUAUAAUUAAGAACUGACAGCUUAUAUCAGAAAAUCAUUGCUGUUUUUUGUUGUAAUUUGUAUCAUGUAUAUGUACCAUAGUGUGUUUAACUGUUUAACUAUCAUUGUUUGAACCUCUAAUUUUUUGGAUGGUAAGGACAUUUACUUCUAAAUCGAUGAGAAUGUGUCUUUGGGGUAGGUUUUUUUGUUUUUUUUUUAAUCAUGAAUUCUUUUUUU